AUGAUUGAUGGAGGUAAUAGUAUGUAUGUACUUAGAAGCGUGGGGGAUGAUGAGGCUGGUUAUGGCUUGCAUAUGCGGCAGCAGCGGAGAUUGGCCUUCCUCAGAGCUGAAUGGCUGAAGAAGAUGGGAUCUACCUACGACAACCUCAACUGCACUAGUCAGACGGUCGAUUACGCAGUUGACCAGACGAGUAGUACCAAGACAGUGCGUGCCAUUGAACUCGAGAACGAAGUUGUCUUUGGAACUCGGAGACACCAGUCGGCCAAUAAGGAAAUAUUAUGA
This is a messenger RNA of Neurospora crassa OR74A, 282 nucleotides long. RefSeq lists its product as hypothetical. The transcript has 2 exons. The record is from RefSeq and is a predicted model, not a curated record. NCBI's taxonomy places the organism in Eukaryota, Fungi, Ascomycota, Sordariomycetes, Sordariales, Sordariaceae. Bases 1 to 282 code for a protein of 93 amino acids.